Molecule: messenger RNA, 1222 nt
Organism: Amborella trichopoda
Lineage: Eukaryota; Viridiplantae; Streptophyta; Magnoliopsida; Amborellales; Amborellaceae
Source: RefSeq, a predicted model, not a curated record
UCGCUUUCGUGUGCAUCCCUUUCUUUUUCUUCUCUCAUCCUUCUCGUUUACCAUCUAUUUCUUCAUUUCUCCUCGUUCUCUGCUUUAUUCUCUCACUUCUGAACAGGGUUUUGGGCGAUUUCUAGAGAGAGAAAGCGAAAAUGGCAGAUAAGCCAAGCAGAGGAUUGAUUUUAUACGGAGAUGGACUCAUGCCCUUUCUCUCUCCUUCUCAUUCCCACAUUCACUCUCUCGCUUCUCGUGCCUCCUGUGGCUUUCUCGCACUAAGAGAUCCUCCACCAACAGUUUUUAUGCUCUUGGUUAAAGAAGCAAAUGAGGAAAACUCCUUGCCACAAGAAAGCGAGGAUGAUAGAGUAAUUAGAGAUCUAGCACAGCUGCUGGAUGUGUAUGACAUCUAUAAUAUAAAGGAUGAUGAUUUUAUAAAUCCCAGUGUUGACUUUCUUAAACAGUUCCCUGUACCAACAAUAUCAGAAAGGUUUAUGGGUAUGCGAGCUACCUUAUUUACAAAUUGUGCGACCACCCAAUCUUUUGGAACAAAACUCGGAUUCAAUGUAAAAGAUUUUGAUGAGUUGAUGAAGAUUGGUUCAGACAAUCUCCAAUCUGAAAAUAUUCCUAGCUCUUUGUCUUCUGCAGCUAGAUUGUUAAUGUUGCUAGGGCUUGAAGAUAGGAAGGUAGCAGAAACAAGUGAAUAUGAUUUGGUGCUUUUGCAUGUGAGAAGAGCUGGUACAGCAACCAUCAAGAAGGAAAAUCUCAAUGACGAGCUUGAAUGGCUCAAUAAAUUGGUUGGUGAGAUAACGCAUAUUGCUGAACCUGGAUCACCCAUUGCUUCUCAUUUACACUUGUCUCUUGUAUUAAGUUAUGGGUCUCCUCUCCUAAACGGAGAUUCUAGUUCCUUGAAUUCACUUGCCCUAAAGGAGAUGCACCCCAAUCUUUCAUUGCUUCGUCCUUGCCAAAGUUACACCAUGAAAGGAGGUCGCAUAUUAAAUGGCAUAAGGCAUCAUCAUCCAAUGCUAGUAGCGCAGUGGCAGGAGGCUGUUACCAGGAAGGAUAUGGCUCGUCUGUUCUCAUUUCAAGAAUUUAAGGAGGUACAUGCUUCAUUUAGUUCUAAUUUGUAUGCUAUGGGGAGUUGUGAUUAUUUGGCUUCAAGAAUCUUGUGGAUAUUGUAGUUAAUGUUCCUGAGAAAUGGAAUGUGCCCUGUUUUUACUCUUACCGUGGAUGGAAUGGC